AUGGAUGGCAAUUUCCAAGCCAUACUGCUCCUCUCCAUCGCAAGGAUGGUCCUCUUUGAACGCGUCCUUGCGCUUGCCCCGCUUCUGCUUCAGCUUGGAGAUGCACAAUCAAGAUAUGGCAGUGCAGCAGCCAGUGCGCCUGGUCCUACGUCGGUCUUCUCGUCCUACUACCCAUCUCCGACCGGGCAAGAGCCCCAGCCAGCAGUCUAUCAUCCGGUCCUGAACAUUACCUUCCCUGCCAAUUUGACCAAUCCAGACACGAUACCAGACAAUGAUCCCGACCCCGUUUACUACCCCAAGCCAGUCGCGAACUUGACCAACGCAGAGCAGCAGAAAGUCACCGAAAAUGUGGUCAAGCAGGUCAAGGAAGUCAUCGCAAGUCCCUGCUUCACCAGCAACUGCUCCAAAUGCAUUGCGGCACUUUCACUCGCCAAAGGUGCUGCCGAUUUUGCUCCCAGUCUUGUUCCCGCAGCUAUGGUCAGCCUAUGCAACGAGACCAGCCUGCACUCUGCCAGUACUUGCAAAGAAGACUUCGAAGCUACCACUUUCGGUGCGAUCUGGACGCAGGUUCUGGCAUUCGCGGAUGUCAGUGGGCUGGAUGGGCAGUAUAUCUGCCACUCUAUCUCGACCUCAUUCUGCCCGGCGCCGCUCACGUCAUCUCUGAAUACCGCGAACUUGUUCCCAAAGGCCAAGCCGGAAAACGCUACAGCUCCUAAAGCAAGCGGGAAGCGUGUCAAGGUCCUGCAUAUGAGCCAUUUUCACAUCGACCCACGUCACAAAGUCGGCUCUGAGGGCAACUGCACUUCUGCGUUGUGCUGCCGUAACAACAACGAUAAUACUGCACUGCCGCAUGGACAAAUCAGCUUUCCAGCGCCGCCUUUUGGCUACUUUCAGUGUGACACUCCCUACGAUCUGGGAUUGGGCUGCGACGACCCACUGGGUUGGACGAUAUACACCGGUGAUCUUGUCUCUCACGACCCUCAGACUCAGCUCAAUCGUGCAUACACCGAGUAUGCUGAGACGUCCGUGUACAACUACCUCUUCAAGAAGUACCUCACUAGACCUGUCUUUCCUGUCCUUGGUAACCAUGACACCAAUCCAGAAGCUAUCGAUGCACCUCAUUCACUUCCUGGGCCACUUGGACAGCAAAUGAGCUGGAACUACGACCAUGUUGCAGCGCUGUGGAAACAUGAAGACUGGCUCGAUGAUGCAGCAGAAAACCAAGCUCGAGUUCACUACGGCGCUUACAGCAUCAAGAACCACUAUGGCCUACGCAUCAUCACUUUCAACAGUGACUUCUGGUACAAGAGCAACUUUCUCAACUUCAUCAAUACCAGCAAUCCCGAUGUGAGUGGAACGUUCAAGUUCGUCAUUGAUGAGUUGCAAGCCGCUGAGGACGCCGGAGAAAGAGUCUGGCUAUUUGCACACGUUCUUUCGGGAUGGGAUGGAAGCAACCCGAUGCCAAACCCUUCCAACCUCUUCUAUCAGAUUGUCGAGCGGUACUCACCACAUGUCAUUGCCAACAUCUUCUUUGGGCACACACACGAGGAUCAGUCCAUGAUUUACUACGCCAACAACGGCACAAAGCAGUCGCUUGACACUGCUCUCAACAAUGGAUGGAUUGGCCCAUCAGUCACUCCUCUGACCAACCUCAACAGUGGCUUCCGAAUGUACGAAGUCGAUACCGGCUCUUUCGACAUCUACGAAGCGUACACUUGGUACACUGAUGUGCAUACUUUCUCAAAUAUGACCCGUCAAGGACCUACCUUUGAGCUUGAGUACUCUACUCGUGAGACGUAUGGUGGAGCUGCUGGGUGGCCACAGGAUGCACCGCUGAAUGCCACAUUCUGGCAUGCGGUCACAGAGGCAAUGGAGAAGGAUCAUAGUCUUGUUAGUAAACAGAACACAUUGACGGGCAAGAGCAGCAUCAAGAAAUCUGUUAAUAUGAGGUCUGGAAGUGUUGCUCUGGGUCAGCAGUGUCCGCAAGGUUAUGGGAGUGUGCAGAGUGCUUUCUCGCCCAAGUCGUAA
This is a messenger RNA of Fulvia fulva, 2028 nucleotides long. Its product is annotated as Sphingomyelin phosphodiesterase 2. Bases 1 to 2028 code for a protein of 675 amino acids. The transcript has 5 exons. Lineage: Eukaryota; Fungi; Ascomycota; Dothideomycetes; Mycosphaerellales; Mycosphaerellaceae. The record is from RefSeq and is a predicted model, not a curated record. Gene Ontology annotation, molecular function: hydrolase activity.